Molecule: messenger RNA, 1086 nt
Organism: Emys orbicularis (European pond turtle)
Lineage: Eukaryota; Metazoa; Chordata; Testudines; Emydidae
Gene: MAPK12
Product: mitogen-activated protein kinase 12
Exons: 12
Coding region: 1-1086 (361 amino acids)
Biological process (GO): MAPK cascade; protein phosphorylation
Cellular component (GO): cytoplasm; nucleus
Molecular function (GO): ATP binding; MAP kinase activity
Source: RefSeq, a predicted model, not a curated record
AUGUCCUCCGCCAAGAAAGGCUUUUACCGGCAGGAAAUCACGAAAACCUUAUGGGAGGUGCGGGAGCGCUACCGGGACCUGCAGCCGGUGGGCUCCGGAGCCUACGGCGCUGUCUGUUCAGCUAUCGAUGGAAGAAAUGGCACCAAAGUGGCUAUCAAGAAACUGUACCGCCCAUUUCAGUCCGAACUCUUUGCCAAACGAGCCUACCGGGAACUGCGCCUCCUGAAACACAUGAAGCAUGAAAAUGUUAUUGGAAUAUUGGAUGUGUUCACACCAGAUGUAACACUGGAGAAAUUUAAUGAUUUCUACCUAGUCAUGCCGUUUAUGGGAACAGACUUGAGUAAGAUAAUGAAGCAUGAGAAACUAACUGAAGAUCGAAUCCAGUUCCUGGUCUAUCAAAUGUUAAAGGGCCUAAAGUAUAUCCAUUCAGCAGGCAUAAUUCACAGGGAUCUAAAGCCUGGAAAUUUAGCAGUAAAUGAAGAUUGUGAAUUGAAGAUUCUGGAUUUUGGGCUGGCAAGGCAUACGGACAGUGAAAUGACAGGCUACGUGGUUACUCGAUGGUACAGAGCCCCGGAGGUCAUACUUAAUUGGAUGCAUUAUACUCAAACAGUUGACAUCUGGUCAGUGGGCUGUAUUAUGGCAGAAAUGAUAACAGGGAGGCCACUGUUCAAAGGAAAUGAUCAUCUGGACCAGCUCACAGAAAUAAUGAAGGUAACAGGCACACCAACUCAAGAUUUUGUUCAGAAACUACAGAGUCAAGAUGCAAAAAAUUAUAUCAAAAGCCUCCCAAAAGUGCAGAAAAAAGACUUUGCAGCCAUCUUGAAGUAUGCAAAUCCUUUGGCUGUAAACCUUUUGGAGAAGAUGCUGGUGUUAGAUGCAGAGAAGAGAAUAACGGCAGUAGAAGCUUUAGCGCAUCCUUAUUUUGAACCAAUUCAUGAUCCUGAAGAGGAAACUGAGGCAGAGAAAUAUGAUGACACAUUUGACAAUAUGGAUUUGCCACUGGAUGAGUGGAAGCGCAUUACCUAUAAAGAGGUAAUAAACUUCAAGCCAUCUCCCCUGCUUGAGUCAAAGGAAACAGCAGUGUAA